AUGGCAGCAAACUGGAAAGCCAGGAAGUGGCUGCACGAGGAGACGGCAAAGCGAAACCACCCACCUCCCAUGGCCACGAGCGGGACGGUCGGGGCUGGGAACGUGGAGAGCGAGGGGGAGCGGCAGGAUGCUCUGCUCGGUGUCCGUCUGUCCCUCCCGCCGAGCCCAAAGGGGCUCCUCGGACCCUCCUCCAUCGCCCUCCCGAGCCCCCCCUGCCCCGAGGAGGCUCCGGGGGCCCCGCCGGGGGCGGGCGGCGGGCGGAGCCGGCCCGGGGGGCGGAGGGGGGGGUCGGUCUGCGAGGGGAGGGCCCGGGGGCAGGACCGGCCCGGGGGCAGGACCGACCCGCCCCGGCGGCCACGGGCGGGGCAGGAAGGCGGCCGGGGGCGCUCCCGGCUCGGUGCCGCUUCCCGGUGCCCGUUAUCAGUUCCCUUUCCCGCUCCCGGUGCCCGUUAUCAGUUCCCUUUCCCGGUGCCCGGGAUCCGGCGGCGGGAGCCCCGAGGAGUUGGGGAGCGCACGCACCGUCGGGUGGGACCCCCCCCGGAGCCCCCCCCGGUGCCCGGCCCCGCCAUGGCCGGCGCUUACCGGGAGCGGGCCCUGACGGUGCUGCUGCUCUUCGGUGCCCUGUCCGCCGUCAUGGCCCUGCUCUCCUCCAACCUCCUGCUGCAGCUCUCGCAGGAAGAUAACUGGGAACUGCCGGGCUGGGCGAAGCGCCCGAUGGAGGUGGCGGAGGCCACGCUGGCCGCGCUCUGCCUGAUGCUCAACCUGAGCUGCCUCCUGCUCUGCCUCCUGCACGGCCACCUCGGCACCGAGCUGGGCCGGGGGCAGCCCGGGCACGACCGGGCUGACAGGUUCCUCCAGGACACCAGGAAGGUCCGUCACGCCGCCGUCGGCCUCUUCUGCUGCGGGAUCUGCUGUUACCUCACAGCUCUCGCCCUCCACGUGCUGAGGGUGUCGGCGCUGAGGGUCGGAAUUCCCGCCGCCUGCGCGCUGUUCUCCGGGAUCAUCGCGCUGCUCGUCACGGUGACCCACACCCUGCUCCGGGCGCUCCGCCCGUCCCGGCACCGCCUCCCCGGAGCCUCUCCCGGCCCCUACGAGAACGGCGGCGACUCCUCCGACGGGGCCGAGCCGCGGGCCCGCCCCGACAUCCACCGGAAAUUUUCCUUCCCGGUUUUCCUGGAAAGCAGGGAGGGCUCGGGGCAGCCCCGCGCGCACAGGACGCUGUCGGCGGAGUCCGGGAUGCUGCAGGCGCAGGGGAAAGCCUGGAAUGUCAUCCCGCCGGAGAUGGGGGACGCGAUGGCGAGAAAACCCCCGGGCAAGGACCUCACGCUGGUGUGAGGGCAAGGGGGGACCCUCUCCAGGCCUCGUCCCGGGGCAGCUGAAGGCGCCAGGGCUGGGAUUUGCACCCCAGUUCGGAGCCCACACGGGGUCGGGGCUCGCCAAGCUGCUCCUCCCUCCCCCCCCUCCCCUCCUGCCUUGUGCCUUUUUGCUGCUUUUGCUGAAUAAAUCACCACUUCUGCUCGGAG
Molecule: messenger RNA, 1523 nt
Organism: Pipra filicauda (Wire-tailed manakin)
Lineage: Eukaryota; Metazoa; Chordata; Aves; Passeriformes; Pipridae
Gene: TMEM221
Product: transmembrane protein 221
Exons: 5
Coding region: 1-1335 (444 amino acids)
Source: RefSeq, a predicted model, not a curated record